AUGCAUAAAACUAAUGCAUACCUACUGUCUAACCCCUACGACCGGAACACCCCUAACAGCCUAAUGGAAGAAGUAGUGCACACAUCGCCGACACUGGGGUCGAACGUGGAGGAAGUGGUUUGGAAGAACAUCCACUUUGUCAUGUGGGACAUCGGGGGCCAGGAAUCGAUCCGUCAGGGCUGGCAAACCUACUACACGAACACCGAGUAUAUAAUACUGGUGGUCGACAGCACCGAUCGCGAGCGCAUUGGCAUCAGUAAAGAGGAGUUGUGGAAAAUGUUGGCUCACGACGACCUCCGGAAGGCCGGUGUCCUGAUCUACGCUAAUAAACAGGACGUCAAGGGCUGUAUGACCGCCGCCCAGAUCUCCAAAGAGCUCAAUCUGACCGCCAUUAAGAAACACAAGUGGCAGAUACAGGCCUGUUGUGCGCUCACCGGCGAA
Molecule: messenger RNA, 441 nt
Organism: Medioppia subpectinata
Lineage: Eukaryota; Metazoa; Arthropoda; Arachnida; Sarcoptiformes; Oppiidae
Source: the annotation of a GenBank genome assembly